This is a messenger RNA of Rhea pennata, 6495 nucleotides long. RefSeq names its product family with sequence similarity 13 member A (gene FAM13A). Gene Ontology annotation, biological process: signal transduction. The record is from RefSeq and is a predicted model, not a curated record. NCBI's taxonomy places the organism in Eukaryota, Metazoa, Chordata, Aves, Rheiformes, Rheidae. Bases 4 to 3099 code for a protein of 1031 amino acids. The transcript has 24 exons.
AGCAUGGGGGCCGGGGCGCUGGCCGUCCGCCAAAGCAAAUCGGCUGUGAGAUUGAAAGAAGAUAUGAAAAAGAUAGCUGCACUUCCACUGACCAAGCAGAGGGAAGCAACCUGUCCAAAAGUGUUUGGUGUGAGUCUUCUGGAACUCCAGCAGCAGGGACUGAGCAAGAACGGCAUCCCAAUUGUUGUGUGGAAUAUAGUCGAGUACCUAACCCAGCACGGUAUGAGCCAGGAAGGCCUUUUCAGGGUAAACGGCAGCACAAAAAUGGUGGAACAGUUGCGACUGCAAUAUGAGCGUGGAGAAGAGGUGGAACUUGUUAAAGAUGGUGAUGUAUACUCAGCAGCCAGUCUGCUGAAAUUAUUUUUGAGAGAGUUGCCAGAUGGGAUUAUCACCUCUGCCUUACAUCCCAGGUUCAUUCAGCUUUACCAGGAUUCUAGGAAUGACAUGCUGAAGGAAAGUAAUUUGAAAGAACUCCUUAAAGAAUUGCCUGAUGCUCAUUAUUGCCUGCUGAAGUAUCUCUGCCGGUUCCUGACAAAAGUUGCUGAACAUCAUGUAGAGAACAGGAUGAAUCUUUGCAAUCUUGCCACUGUUUUUGGACCAAACUGCUUUCAUGUGGCUUCAGGAUUUGAAGGGAUAAAGGAACAAGAGAUCUGCAACAAGAUAAUGACUAAAAUGCUGGAAAACUACAGUACCUUGUUUGAAUUGGAGAGUUUGAAAAAGGAAGAAGAAAAGCCUCCAUGUGAAGAGCUAGCAAGAAUUAUUUUGUUCAAAGAACCCACCUGGGAGAAGUCCCUGUCAGUCAAUACGACAACAUCUUUAGAAAGGAAAGCAUCAAAGUCAGCACCAAAAAACAAGAUGACAAAGUCCAUAACGGAAGGAUCUAUCCAGACAUGCCUAGUGCCACAACCAGGUCUGUCACAUGGAGUACCUCAUUUCAGCCUCCGAUUAAUAGGCAGUAGUUCGUGUUCGGAGGAGAUGGAUUUAACAGAUGAAAUCUCCUUCAUUAACAGCGCUAUGUUUUUCUCCAGUUCCCAAGAAGACGAACGGCCUAUGUCACCCUUCUACUUGAGUGCCCAUGUGUCACAAGUCAGUAGUAACAUUCCUUCUACAGGAGAGUAUUUAGAGAAGACAAUCCGCUCAGCCGUGGAGCAGCAUCUCUUUGAUGUUCAUGGCUCGGGCGGCCAGAGUUCAGAGGACUCUGAAUCGGGAACAUCUUCAGCCUCUUCUAAUGUGUCUGCCAGGCAGAGGAGGCGACAUCACAAAGAGCAGGAGGAAGCCCGGAGAAACAGAGACAUGGAGGUCAUCAACAAAGAAAACAUUCCCUCUGGAUUCAGCAAUCUUGAAGACUGUAUUCUGUCUGCUCAAGAGGCAGAAAAAUUACCAGACAACAGCUCCUCGUAUCUUGGUGAAAGGAAUAAACCAAAACGGCAGAAAUCCAGCACCAAGCUUUCAGAGCUUAAUGACAACCAGGACAGUCCUGUGAGUAUGGAAAGCUUUAGCUCAUCCAGACCUAUAGACAGAACAGGACCUGAUGACAUGGAAAUUUUAUCUGAAGAAAGCAAAGAAAGUGAAAACGAUGAGGUUUUUUUCAGGCACUCACAGCAGACUUCAAGUAUGAAGAUUCAAGAGCAUUCAAGUAUUCCUGAAACCAAGUUGCAAAGAAAUCAAGAUGCCGAUGAACAGGAAAACAGUUUCGUGUCUGAAGUGCCUCAACUGGAUUUGACAGCGCUGUGCGAUGACAACAACUGGGAAGAGCCCAUUCCUGCUCUUUCCUCAUGGCAGCGAGACAGCUUAGAUUCAGAUGAGGCUCGCCUUUCUCCGCAGGCCGGCCGUUUAAUUCGCCAGCUUCUGGAUGAGGACAGCGAUCCUAUGCUUUCCCCUCGCUUCUAUGCCUAUGGACAGAGCCAGCAGUACCUGGAUGAUACAGAAGUGCCUCCUUCCCCUCCCAAUUCCCACCCAUUCAUGAGGAGGCGAAGUUCUUCCUUAGGAUCUUAUGAAGAUGACAGAGAGGACCUGACCCCUGCACAGUUGACCCGGAGGAUUCAGGGACUGAAGAAAAAGAUCAGGAAGUUCGAGGACAAAUUUGAAGAGGAGAGGAAAUACAGACCUUCCCACAGUGAUAAAGCAGCCAACCCUGAAGUGCUCAAAUGGACAAAUGACUUAGCCAAAUUCCGAAAGCAACUGAAAGAGUCAAAAUUGAAGAUAUCGGAGGAAGACCUUGCCCCUGUGGUGCGUCAGCGGAGCAACACGCUCCCCAAGAGCUUUGGUUCUCAGCUCGAAAGAGAAGAUGACAAGAAGCAAGACGUGUCAGAUAAAUCUGCCAAGCCUGCCGUGGAAGUGACUCUUGAGUCUAUCCAGAAGAAGCUUCAAGAAAAACGAGCAGAGACAAACCGACCUGAGGAUAUUAAGGACAUGACAAGAGAUCAGAUAGCAGCUGAAAAGGUGGCUCUUCAAAAAGCCCUGCUGUAUUAUGAAAGCAUUCAUGGCCGACCGGUUACCAAAAAUGAACGGCAGGUGAUGAAGCCGUUGUAUGACAGAUAUCGCUUGAUCAAACAGAUUCUCUCCAGGGCCAACACCAUUCCUAUUAUUGGUUCCCCUUCCAGCAAGCGGAGAAGCCCUUUGCUGCAGCCAAUUAUCGAGGGCGAAACAGCUUCCUUCUUCAAGGAGAUAAAGGAAGAAGAGGAGGGGUCCGAGGAGGACAGCAAUCUGAAGCCAGAUUUCACAAUUACCGUGAAAACAGAUUUCAAUGUGCGUAGCUUCUUGGAUCAACUGGAAGAUGAUGCCGACGGCUUUGUUUCCCCAGUGGAUGAUAAGAUGCCAUCAAAAAGCAACCAGGAUAUGGGGCUUUCAAAUCUUCACGAGGCUUCUAUCCCUGAACUGUUAGAGCAGCUGCAGGAAGUCAGGGAAGAGAAAAAGCGAAUCAGAAAAAAAUUGAGAGAGUUUGAAGAUAAUUUUUUCCGGCAAAAUGGAAGGAACGUGCAGAAAGAAGACCGCACUCCUAUGGCAGAAGAAUACAAUGAAUACAAGCAAGUUAAAGCCAAGCUGAGGCUGCUGGAGGUCCUGAUCAGUAAAAGAGAUAUUAGCUCCAAGAUCAUGUAAAGAAGGGGAUUGUUUUCGCCAGUAAACUGAAAAGAGACAACACCAAACGGACGAAUGCAUGAAGCAAAUUCAGCAGGAGCCUGGCUGGGGAGGGUUGAGUUGCUCCCUGGGAACUGAAAGGCUAUUUCCAGAGGUGGGAGGGGAGGAAGGGUGGCUUUCCAUCACUCUUGGGACUUGCUUUUGUCCUCUCUGUCUGCAGGCCAGAUGCCCAAAAUGAAGUUUGCAAGUGUAGGAGAUGCGAUGCUGUGCUCAGCGACUGAAGGGAUCCUUCCGUUUUGAUUUGCUUACAGGUCCUGUAAUAUUUAGAAUAUCAAAGCCAGACUUACUCCCGCUGCCCCCCCCCCCCCCCCCCCCGGAUAUCAUAGCAAGAGACAAAAUAGGAUGAAUAGUGAUUAAAUCAUCAAAUACCUUCCAUUUUAGUUUACCAAACAAGUGCCCUGAGUGAUCGAAUGCGAAGGCACAGGUCAGGUGGCACCAAGACUGUUCUCUCAUAGCUCCGUUAAAGGUUAGCUCAGACUUUUGGCCUGACCAUUUGGAGUCCAGCCUCUUCUGUUGCCCCACAUAAAUGCUGGAAGACUGUCCUGGUCGGAGCGCAGGGCUGACUUGAGUUACUGUCUUGCCUAGGCUUGACCUGGGUUUUCUUCUCACUUCUUUUGACUGCUAAGUCGAUUGGAGUAGAAUAAAGUACCUACAUCUGAUCAGAGUAGCAAAGGAAAUUAGCUGUUCAGCAAUGUACUCGCCUGCUUGUUCUAUGUGGAAGGUGAUGCUGUAACUUACGAUUGUGUUUGGGUGACUGAGAAAAAAAGAAGUUUUAACAGCUGCAAGUGAAAAUCCCCUGGGAUUCUGGCAGCUGCUCAAAUAAAUCUCUGGGGUGAAGUGUCUGGAAGACAGAUCCAUUAAUAUGUGUGCUUUGUCAUCAGGUGCUAACAUAAGAUCCUGAGCUGAAGAGCCCAUGUGCUUGUCGCACAUACUUGCUCGCCUAAAUUUUGUUCCUUUAUGUAUGCAGUCGGUGAGACUGUGCGGACUGCAGCGCGCUGACAUUGUGAUUGUGGGAAUCGGAGGCUUAUAUAAAUAUAUUAGAGUGGAGGAUACUGCAGGGAACAAAAAGCUGAGAGCCGUGUUCUGCCUAUGCAGAGGUUAGCGCGUCAGGUGCAGAAUUUGGCUGUAACCUAUUUCCAAAUUGGUCUAGGACCUUCAGGAAAGAAAAGCAAAGAAAGGCUGGGAAUCAAGGCAAGAAAUGCAGCUCCUGGGAGCGGGGCUCGACGCUGGUAUCUCAAGGAGCGUUUCCGUGCAGGCUGUCUUUCGUGCCGAUCCCCGGCAAGCUAACGCGCUGCGGCGGGACAGCUGCGAUGAAACGCGGUGCCAGUUGUAGCCAGGCACUGCGCAGGCCUCGCUGGCGGAGGCUUCUCCUCCCCCUUUUCCUUUUACGCGCAAGCCGGCCCUCAAACGCAUCCAUUUCGGCUGUGCUACUUAGAUCGUUUCCCUCCACUUGGUGCACCAUGUUAAUGCUUGCAAAACCGAUGCUGAGGGUGUUUUGGUCUCUUAGGACCCCGUAAACACUUCAGAAGACAGCCUUCUCCCUUUGCUUUUACGCGUGCCCGUGAAUAGUCUGACCGGGUGCACACAGCGACGCGCGAUUGCUCGUGACAGCAGCCGGAGCGCUUAGGGGGAGGCCUUUCCGUGGUGUUCCGUACUGAUUGCAGAACUGCCCCUUGCGCAGGAGGUCAGCGAAGGCUGAAUUUUAUGUUUCCAAAGAGUCCGGAGGACUUGCGUGCUGACCGAGGGCUCGGCUCUGCAGAGGCGCCUCGUCUCCAUUGCUUGGGAGAUGCCGCUGCAGAUCUGAUCGGUGGAGGGUAUUAGCUGGGCGCACAAGUGGGAGAAACUGCUUUUGAAGAUGACUGAUUGGAAAGGAAGCCUGGCCGGGGCAAACGCCUUCCUGGAGCGGAAAACCGUGCAGAAAACGAGCGCUGUGCCUUUGUCCUUGGGCUGCUCGAGGUGUAACCGCCGAGCCAGCACGGCUGCUGCGUCGCCCGCUAGCAGCGCGGUGCCGUGAGGAAGGCGGUUCGGAGGGGAGCCGCCGCUGCUGGCUCAGCUCCGUGUCGGUCAGGCCCAGGCAGCCGAGGGCUACGACGGGCUUGUGGUGAGCGCGUGCCUGAAGCUGAUCUCUGUUUGGGCUUUGGCUGAAUAAGGAGGGACUAAGUCUCGAGCGCUUUGCUGAAUCUGGGCCUAGGCAUCUUCAUACAGGACGAGAGCGGCAGUUCUCGCCUUUUCUUCCUAGUCAUGCAUUUUCCAGUGGGCCAAGAUUUCCCAGGAGUAUGUUUUCUCCACUUAUUUUUUAAAAGCCUGUUUGCACUGUGUACUGAUAAAAAAAAAAAAAAAUGUUUUGGUGGGGUUUGCCCCUGACAAAUCUUGAUAAAUGAUAUGUAGUGAACAGUCCAUUUUAAUUUUAAACUGGUGAGAUUGUAGCAUUUUUCUGGAUGCUUAGUUACGCUGUUUACAUGACAUUACUAGAAUUUCAGAUAGUUUAUAUGAAAUGCAAGUACAACUAUGCACUUUAGAGAGUUUAUAUUUUUGAAGUUUGAAAGCUAAAAGUAACAAAACCUGUUAUCUGAAAUUGUACUUUAAAAAGAAAAAAAAACACACUUAGCCAUCUCUCUUGUUAAAAAAACUGUUCUUUUAAAUGGUCUUCCCUCUUGGCAAAAAUUAAUUGUCUGCCUAGUUGCAGAGGAGACUGCCAGGAAGGACCAUCGUAGAAAGUAAGUGAAUUUUAAAAUCGCAAUCCUGGAAAGGGACAUGCAAGUAUUCACGUUCUGUCCAGGGUUUUAAGAGACCGUGACUCCUCUCUUCCAGGGACGAGGAAGCACGUGGGCCUCGCAGGUUGAGGGCUAAAAGACUAAACACUAAGCACUAAAAAGUACAAGGGUGUCUUUUCAUCUCCCACAAAUGGUCUGAAAAAAUCAGUCAAGGGGAUUUCCUGCUAAUCACAAGAUGGUAGCAAAUGGUUUUUGCACCACCACGCUCCUCCAGAUCUAUCCAAGCAACAGCCCUAUCUUUUGUUUUAUAAUUUCAGUUUUCCUGUGUGAUUUCACCUGUAGGCUUUGGAGUGUACAUGCCAACUUCAAUGACGUGUGCCUGGAGAACACGUUAAAUACAAGACAGUGUGUAUUUUUAUAAGGUGUGAAGUACUGUACAAAAAUCUUCAGUGUGUGAUAUAAAUAAGCUGUUAGUGCAAGACAACCUGUUUCCCCGCGUCACUAGAACGUGGUGCCUGCAGCAGGACGGCACCACGGUCUGUCGGGUCACCGGCUCCCCAGGAGCUGGGGCUGUUUCAGACACGCACGUUUGUGUAUUACUGUGUGCUGGUGUAAUAAAUGGUUGCGGUUUAUUUAAAAGAAA